UACUCUCUUUUCAGAAACCCCAAUAUUCAUAGGAGCUCUUCAUUUUAGGGUUUUAGAUAGUGAAUGCGCACACAUAAUCCCUUGUCAGAUUUUCAUAAGUUUUGCAGAAAACCCUAAAAUUCUACAUACAAAUAUAAUAUGUAUAGAUGUAUACUUGAUUAAAAAUGGGCACAUUAUCAAGAAAAGAUCGAAAAAGGCGUGACCCAGAAUUCCAAUCAUCAUCAAGUUCUAAUCUUUCUCCCAUUUCAAAAAGACCCAAAUCAUCAUCUUCAGUAAAUCCAAAAAAAAAUGCAGCUUCAAGACUCGAACUUUAUCAAAAAAAUGUGACCCUAAUUGCUAGAGGCUUACAUGCUCCUUGUAGAUUUUUUAGAGGCUUUAUUGGAUUCAGUUUAGGAAUUUUUAGAAAAAAAUCUUGUUUUUUUAGUUAUGGUAAUCGAAAUGCUCUGUUUUCGGAGGCAAAAGAAUCAGGAAAUGCUAGUUGUUGUAAAAAUGUUGUUAAGAAUGAUGAUGAAAAUGUUGGUUCUGAGAGCUCGAGUUGUGAGGUUGUUGAAAUGGAGGAAGAUGGGAUGGAGAGUGUGCAGAAAUUAGAGGAGUUGGAUGAGAUAUUAGCGAAAAAAAAGGAAUUGGAUCAGAAGGUGUUGUUGGAUUCGUAUGAGGAUUUGGAAAAUGGGAAGAUGUUGGAGACGUUGUCAUUGAACCGGGGUUUGGAUGUUCUGGAUUUGGAUGUGGGUUUGCCUUUGUAUAAAAGGUUGAAGGAUGAGUCGGCUAAAAAACAUGAUCCUAGUUUAAGAAGCUUAAAGUUUGACAUUGAGCUACUGGAAGCGAAGUUAAAAAAACGACAGUCACGUCCUGCUAAGAAAAAAAAGGAUGUAGAAAAUGAACCUUUUAAGCCUCUUACGGAUGAGGAAGUGCAGAUGGUUGAUAAUGCGCUAGUUUAUUCCAAUAGAAGGAAGGCGUUGGUCACUCAUACAAAUUCAAAUAUAACAAUCACAGAGGAAGUUAUGCAAUGUUUGAGACCUCGGGCAUGGUUAAAUGAUGAGGUCAUCAAUGUGUAUCUUGAGUUGUUGAAAGAGAGGGAAAUCAGAGAGCCCAAAAAGUUUUUGAAGUGUCAUUUCUUUAACACCUUUUUCUACCAAAAGCUGAUGAAUGGAAGGACUGGCUAUGAUUAUCAGUCAGUUAGAAGAUGGACUACGCAGAAGAAGCUGGGAUAUUGUCUCCUUGAGUGUGACAAGAUAUUUGUCCCUAUCCACAAAGAAAUUCAUUGGUGUUUGGCUGUAAUCAAUAAAAAAGAACAAAAAUUUCAGUAUCUUGACUCGCUUGGAGGGGCUGACAAGAAAGUACUGGGAGCGUUGGCCAAGUACAUUACGGAUGAAGUCAAAGAUAAGACUGGGAAAAAUCUCGAUGUUACUUCCUGGGAACAAGAAUUAGUCACCGAUCUUCCUAAUCAAGAAAAUGGGUACGACUGUGGCAUGUUCAUGAUCAAAUAUGCAGACUUCUAUAGCAGAGACAUUGGACUAUGCUUCAGGCAGGAGCAUAUGCCAUAUUUUAGAUUGAGAACAGCCAAGGAGAUAUUGUGUUUGAGAGCCGAAUGAAAAUCAUGAUGUUAUGAUGCGUUCUAAGCAUGGUUUUUAACCAGAACUUCUGGAUAAGUUCCUAUACAGAUUCCCUAACUAUGUUGGUUCUUAUUUUGCGAGGAUGGUUUUGCAUUUACCAAAUCAACCAAGUGAUCCGUGAUCAGACCAGAAAUUGUUGGUCUUGUAGUUUAGGAAUGUAAUUUUCGUACUAGGAGUGCCAGUCAUUGGAGUAGAAAGCCUAUCUUUUUAUUGGCUUUUAUUUAUAAUUUUAUAUGUUGAUUGUCUAGUACAUUAUUUUACAUUUUUACCUUUCUUUUUAUUUAACUUUGCUUUUAGUUAUCCAGAUUGCACAAAUAUGGAUCUGAAGUAUUUUACCUUUCUCUC
Messenger RNA from Erigeron canadensis, 1958 nucleotides. Its product is annotated as putative ubiquitin-like-specific protease 1B. Lineage: Eukaryota; Viridiplantae; Streptophyta; Magnoliopsida; Asterales; Asteraceae. The record is from RefSeq and is a predicted model, not a curated record. Gene Ontology annotation, molecular function: deSUMOylase activity. The transcript is spliced from 9 exons. Gene Ontology annotation, biological process: protein desumoylation. Gene Ontology annotation, cellular component: nucleus. Bases 165 to 1592 code for a protein of 475 amino acids.